AUGAACACGCAAGAUCCUGAUCAGGAGCGGGAUGAUGGCGGCGCGUGCUCGUCCCCCGAUUCUCUCUUCGACGGCGAGCUGGAGCUCGACGAGGACGUAUCGCUUGCCGAUGCGGUAAACGGACUGCCAGCGAAAGACGCAGAUGCACGACCGGCGGUAGACUCGCGACAGGGAGUCAACGUACUUCCUGCACGACGAACCCCGCCGCCGAUCCCUGGGCUCUUCCUCGAUCCCCACCUUCGCGUCCCCGCCGAUCUCGCACGCGAUGUCUACGAGUUCUGCAAGCAGACCUACUUCCGGAAACCCAAAGACAAUCAAGUGAUGCUCUUCGAGCGCGCGCCGGACCCUCCAGCGCGAUCGGAAGACAGCCCGACUCAAUAUCCUCCAUCUUCUAGCCUCCCCGCCACCCUGCUCUCCCUCCUCCGCGCACUGGCCGCCGAGCUCGCGCCCGUCCUUCCUCCCAAUAUACACGCACUUCUUUUCCCAGCGACCCCUUCGCGCGCCCGGCAGAUCAUCAUCAAUUUAUACGCGCCUGGCGAGGGCAUCAGCGCGCACGUCGACCUGCUCAGGCGUUAUGGGGACGGCAUAAUCGGCGUCUCGCUCGGCAGCGGCUGCGUGAUGCGCUUCAGGGACGUGGGGGAAGAGGGCGCGGCGCACGAGAGCUAUAAACCGGUGGCGGGCGAGGGGCCUAAUUCCGCGAACGCCACGUACGACGUUUACCUCCCGGAAGGCAGCGUGUACGUGAUGACGGGGGACGCGCGGUAUAGGUGGACGCAUGGAAUCGAGAGGAAGAGGGCGGACUAUGUGGAGAGGGAGGAUGGGGAGGGGGCGGAAUGGAUAGAGAGGGGAGAGCGCAUCAGCGUCACCUUUCGCUGGAUGCUUGAGGGCGGGGAUGUGUUGUGA
Schizophyllum commune H4-8 is the source of this 903-nucleotide messenger RNA. RefSeq lists its product as uncharacterized. Bases 1 to 903 code for a protein of 300 amino acids. Lineage: Eukaryota; Fungi; Basidiomycota; Agaricomycetes; Agaricales; Schizophyllaceae. Gene Ontology annotation, cellular component: mitochondrial matrix. The transcript has a single exon. The record is from RefSeq and is a predicted model, not a curated record. Gene Ontology annotation, biological process: DNA damage response; fatty acid metabolic process.